This is a messenger RNA of Talaromyces marneffei, 858 nucleotides long. RefSeq lists its product as uncharacterized. The coding region runs from base 1 to 858 and encodes 285 amino acids. Lineage: Eukaryota; Fungi; Ascomycota; Eurotiomycetes; Eurotiales; Trichocomaceae. The record is from RefSeq and is a predicted model, not a curated record. The transcript has 3 exons.
AUGACCACGAACGGCAACAACGCUGCGAUGGGAAAUUAUAUGGACAACUCGCCCAACGUCGUGAAUAUGGCCAACAUGUCGCGUCAAUCCAUGUCUCCAUCCCCAUCACAAAUGAACGGUAACGGCGGCGGCGGCGGUGGUGGUGGUGCAGGCGGUGUUGGAAACAGCAUGGGCAAUAAUAAUAGUAAUAAUAUGAUGAUGAAUGGGCUGCCAAUGAAUGCAGGACAUCAGAUGGAUCUGAAUAAUUUAUAUGAUAUGGUGGUGGAGUUUAGCGAUAUUUUGAAGAAUAAUCGUGAAAUGACGAGGGGGAUUGUUCAGAGCGCCGAGGAGAUAAUGCGUCGAUCUACUGCUGAGGGCACGAGUCCGGAUAUUCAUCAAGUCAGCGGGGAGAUUUCUGCCGCACGAAUCGCCGAACUCGAGCGUGCCCUCGCCCGCGAACGCCGUAUCGUCGAAGCCUUAGAACGAGAACAAAUUGAAAAUACAAGCCUCAUCGGCGAAUUCGAAACCAGCAUGGGCAUCAUGGUCGAACAAAUCCGCAACUACUGCCAAAACAACAACAUGUACUUUCUCGCCCAAAAGAAAGAGUACAACGCUUUGUUGCAGGCUGAGCGCGACGCUCAUCUAUCGAGUCGUCUGGAUCGGGACCAUUGGCAUGCGCAGGCCAUGCGGCUGGCGGAGAUGUUGCGCACGGCGUAUCGGUUGAGGUGUGAAGAGGAUCAGGCGCCGACGGCGAUUAUUCAGGCUUUGCAGUCGGAGGUGAGGGCUUUGAGGUCUGCCAUUGGACUGGAGCCGGAGAAGCCGGAGGAAGAGACGGGGUACGAGUUUUUGAAGGAUUUGUCGCCUCCGGUUGUUGAUUAA